Girardinichthys multiradiatus is the source of this 2701-nucleotide messenger RNA. RefSeq names its product guanine nucleotide-binding protein G(i) subunit alpha-2-like. Gene Ontology annotation, molecular function: G-protein beta/gamma-subunit complex binding; GTP binding; GTPase activity. The record is from RefSeq and is a predicted model, not a curated record. Gene Ontology annotation, cellular component: heterotrimeric G-protein complex. The coding region runs from base 651 to 1718 and encodes 355 amino acids. Lineage: Eukaryota; Metazoa; Chordata; Actinopteri; Cyprinodontiformes; Goodeidae. Gene Ontology annotation, biological process: adenylate cyclase-modulating G protein-coupled receptor signaling pathway; gamma-aminobutyric acid signaling pathway. The transcript has 9 exons.
UGGGGAGGUGACGGCGCUGUCUCUCUCUACUGUCGGUCAGAGGAGAACAUAACGGCGGCUACGGGUGUGGCUUCAAAUGUGAUAAAUCUCUACGCGGGGGGAAAGAAUGCGCGAAAGCUUUAGGGAUUAGGACGAAUACUUACAAAUUAAUGAGAAAGAAAUCCACGGGAAAAGUGGCGGAGCUGUUCUCGGUAGCUUAACGGGCAGCGAGGUUUUCUGCGUGUGCUCCGUUUUGAACAGCUGGAAUACUUUAAAUGCUGAACUUCGUGGGCCGUUUUCGUGAGCUUGACCUGCUCUGAUGAUCCGCUGUGAGGACUAGCUGAAAGUUAGCACAGAAAAAGUUACUCACGCCGUAUUUCGGGACUAAACGGGAACACAUGUUGGCCAACAGAGCUAUUCACUAACGUGUGUUGUGAGAGUUUGAUAAAAUAUCCCAAAUUCACGUCGUUUUAUAGUCGCAGAUGAACGGAAUCCGUCACGUUUGUUGCUAAUCGGCAAAACGGGAAGUCGUCGCUUACUCAACUUCGGCGCCUUGUGUUUGUUUUAAACCCAGGGAGUGGAGGAUUUCGGACUGUUUCAUUUUUUUUUUUAUUUUUUUUUUUUAAAACCUUCCCCACCAAGCAGCAGACCUGAAGCGCGCACUGGGAACCAUGGGUUGUACUGUGAGUCAGGAAGAUAAAGCCGCGGCCGAGAGGUCCAAAAUGAUUGACAAAAACCUGCGAGAAGAUGGAGAGAAGGCGGCGAGAGAAGUGAAACUGCUGCUGCUGGGUGCUGGCGAGUCGGGGAAGAGCACCAUUGUGAAGCAGAUGAAGAUUAUUCACGAAGACGGCUACUCAGAAGAAGAGUGUAAGCAGUACCGAGCAGUGGUCUACAGCAACACAAUCCAGUCCAUUAUGGCCAUCAUCAAAGCCAUGGGCAACCUGAAGAUUGAGUACGAGGACAGUUCUAGAACGGAUGAUGCCCGCCAGCUGUUUUCACUGUCUUCAGAUGCAGAGGAGCAGGGCAGCCUGCCAGAAGACCUGUCCAAAGUCAUCCAGCGACUGUGGGCUGACGGCGGCGUCCAGAGCUGCUUCACACGGGCCCGGGAGUACCAGCUCAACGACUCAGCAGCCUACUACCUUAAUGACCUGGAGAGGAUAGCCAAGUCAGACUACAUCCCUACACAGCAAGACGUGCUGCGGACCCGUGUCAAGACCACAGGCAUCGUGGAAACACAUUUCACCUUCAAGGACCUGCACUUCAAGAUGUUUGACGUCGGAGGCCAGCGGUCCGAGAGGAAGAAGUGGAUCCACUGCUUCGAAGGGGUCACAGCCAUCAUCUUCUGUGUUGCCCUUAGCGCCUACGACCUGGUGCUGGCAGAAGAUGAGGAGAUGAACCGGAUGCACGAGAGCAUGAAGCUGUUUGACUCCAUUUGCAACAACAAGUGGUUCACAGAGACGUCCAUCAUCCUGUUCCUCAACAAGAUGGACCUGUUUGAGAAGAAGAUUGAGCACAGCCCCCUGACCAUCUGCUUCCCUGAGUACUCUGGCCUCAAUAAUUACAAGGAGGCUGCUGCUUACAUCCAGAGCAAAUUCGAGGACCUGAACAAGAAGAAGGACACCAAGGAGAUCUACACCCACUUCACCUGCGCUACUGACACCGAGAAUGUGCAGUUCGUGUUCGACGCGGUCACCGACGUCAUCAUCAAGAACAACCUGAAGGACUGCGGCCUCUUCUAAAAAGCCGAGGAAGAGCCAAGAUUACUUGAACAGUUCUGAUGACCAUGACGGGGGCUUUAUAAACACACCACGAAUAACUGCACUGUCCAACCACGAUUUCAGCUUCAAUCUAAUUUUUGUUUUUAUAAAGACACUUAAAAAACUGAAAACCCAACGGGCUUUCCAGAUUUUCUAACGAUCGUCGAUCCCGUCGCUCGUUAUCGUCAACUCUUUGGGCUUUGACCACAAAAUCAACAUCUAUUGUAUUUUAUUUUUCUUUAUUUUCAAUUGCUAAAAGAGGGGAAGGAUACUUUGUUUUUUUAUAUAAACGCCUAAAUUUAACUUUUCGAUCCUGAUGUGCAAAUUAUUAAACUUUUAAUCAUGUGAAACCUAUUUUUAAAGAUGCAGCAGAUGCUUUGACAUAAAAUGAAAUUCAUAAGAGGGGGAAAAAGUGCUUUUUUUUUAAAAAUAAUGUUUACAUUGGUUCAUCAUUCAUAGCUAAACCAUAUAUUACUCUGCAUGACUCCACAGGACCAAUAAUAUCUCUGUAAUCUGCACAAAUUAUUCUAACAUUCCUAUAAAAUGAUUAAAAAAAAUAAAUAAAGUUUUUUUUUUUUUUUUAGGAAAAAAAAAAUGGUUUCACCUGCAGGGGAAAAUUAUGACAAAAUGCUAACAUGUAUUUAAAGUUCAUGUGUACCUAACAUGCUAUCACUUUUAUACUACCAUUCAUUUCUGUGUCUGUUGCAGUAUGUUUUGUGCCUUUACUUCUGUUUACAGCCAGUUCCUUAGAUAUGCUGUCAUUACUGUUUGUCCUACUUUGCUCCUAAAUUUGUUUUCUUUCAUUUUUUUUUUCUCAGCCAAUGAUCUAUGAAUAUAUAGUGAUUAUUAAAGAGAAAUGGAUAUCUAAUUCAGAAAAAAAGGUUAGUGUUUUUGGUAAAAAAUAUUAAAAUGCUUUGAAAGGUCUUAUAUGAUUUAAUUUAAAUAAAGUAGAAGUCAUUCUUGCA